AUUUUUGAGAAAAAAAAUAAAAUAGACCUGUGGUAAGAUGAAUUUGAUAAGCAAGUAGUGAAAGCAACUAAACUCCUCCCAGGAAAUGGAGACUUUGACAGUUGAACCUGUCAAUAGCCAACCUUUGAUGCCAUUUCCAUUUUCUACCUUUUUCUUUCAUUCAUAACAGAUAACACUAACUUUCUCUCUCUUUACUUAAUGAUGGAUUCUUCUCCUCUUAUCCCUCCACCACCCCACGCCGAGAUCGACCUCGAAGCCGCUUCCGCCGAACAAAUUCAAUGCCGCAUUUGUCUUGAAUCUGAUGGUAGGGAUUUCAUAGCUCCUUGCAAGUGCAAAGGUACAUCAAAGUAUGUACAUCGAGAGUGUUUGGAUCAUUGGCGAGCGGUUAAGGAAGGGUUUGCAUUUGCUCACUGCACUACCUGCAAGGCUCCAUAUCAUUUGCGCAUUCAUGGUGCUGCUGAUAGAAGAUGGCGUACUUUGAAAUUUCGUUUUUUUGUAACCAGAGACAUUUUGUUUAUAUUUCUAGCUGUACAGCUUGUUGUUGCUUCACUGGCUUAUUUGGUUUAUCGAAUAGAUGGUUAUCAGCAGUAUUGGCUUCGUCUGGUUUGGGGUUUUGAUAGUGAGCUAAGCUUUUAUUAUAUUUGUGGAGCGCUGCUGUUUUUUGUGUUUCUUGGCCUGUCUGGGUGCUUUGUUACUUGUUAUGAUCGAAGAGUUCGCAAUGAUUUGGCUCAGCCUUGUCGAGAAAUAUGUCUUUGUUGCUGUCAACCUGGAGUCUGUGCUGACUGUCAUUUACCAGGUACUCUUUGUAUAUGGACAGAUUGCACUGCGUGCUUUGAGAGUUGUGGAAGCAUGGCAACUGAAUGUAGUGGUUGCUUGGGAGGUGCUGGGGAAGCAGGGCUACCAUUAUUAUUCAUAAUGGCUUUGAUUUUUCUGGUGCUCUUUACUGUAAUUGGGAUAUUUUACAGUGUAUUGGUGGCUACAAUGGUAGGACAACGGAUAUGGCAGCGUCAUUAUCACAUACUUGCUAAAAGGAUGCUUACAAAGCUUUGAUGAGUCUCAGGAGGCACAGUACUGCAGCAAUUAAGUCAUGGCCCCAAGAUAUGAAAGUAUAUUCAGGAAAAGGGAAAAGUGGUAGGGGCGGAGACUGUUAAGCUAAGUCGAAAUUGAGUGGGACCCAGAAGUAAUGGAGGAUGGGAGGUAGUUAUGAAGAGUGCAAGAACGUGACUGAGGGAGUGGGGAGCAAUUAGUUUAUGGGAAUGGGCCUUAGACUUGGGCAGGAAGUUGGCAUCCAUCUGCUGCAUCUUGCGAUCGUGUUCGUUUGUCUCUUUUGAAUAUUCUGCUUGAUUUCAUUUUCUACUGAUAUACUUUGUUUUUCGCAAUUUAAGUUCAGUAUAAUCAAUAAUGUCCUUUAUAUAUCACUACCUUUUGUGAUCAAGCUUAUACUGAAUAUCAUGGGACUUCAGUCAGUGUUGCUGUUUUGAUCGACUUAAAUAUAAUUUUGCAGUCUAAUUGAUAUUAAGUGAUCAACUGUUUGUCUUCUUUUUCCCUCCACUGUGUGUAGUGCAAUAUAUCUAGCACCCUGAAACCUAAUACCAACAAUGCAAACCCUUCAUCACUAGCCUACACCUAGUGGUUUUUAAUAUCAAUAUUCCCAUGAGGAAGUAAUGUGCAUGCUUGAUAGGUACUUAAACUGUACUCUUGAAUAUUCAACCAUCAUAUUGAACUAUUGAUUAUGAAACUGUUUGCGUA
Messenger RNA from Cajanus cajan (pigeon pea), 1749 nucleotides. RefSeq lists its product as uncharacterized. Lineage: Eukaryota; Viridiplantae; Streptophyta; Magnoliopsida; Fabales; Fabaceae. Gene Ontology annotation, molecular function: zinc ion binding. The record is from RefSeq and is a predicted model, not a curated record.